AUGGCGCCGGAAGCGGUCCUCGAAGCCACCAGCCAGCAGCCCCUCGGUGCGGACAAAGGAGGCGGGGCCUGCCCCGUCCCCCCCGCCUCAUCGCCCUCUGGCCAGCCACUGCCGCCGCCGCCAGGAAACUGCUGGCGGGGGGGCGGGGCGCCGCGGACCGGGCGCCGAUUGGCCGAGCGGGAGGGGGACAUCUUCCCUGACGGGCAGUACUUCCACCUGCGACACCAGGGCGUGGCCCAGCAGUCCCUGGCCCCGCACUGGGGCCACCGCCUGCGCCUGAAGAAAGACCCCAAGGUGCAGUGGUUCGAGCAGCAGACGCUGCGGCGACGGGUGAAGCGCUCCCUGGCCAUGCCACCCACGGACCCCUGGUUCUCCAAGCAGUGGUACAUGAACAACCAGAUGCAGCCAGACCUGAAUGUCCUGCAGGUCUGGAGCCAGGGGCUGUCCGGCCAGGGCAUCGUGGUCUCCAUCCUGGACGAUGGCAUCGAGAAAGACCACCCCGACCUCUGGGCCAACUACGACCCCCUGGCCAGCUAUGACUUUAAUGACUAUGACCCAGACCCCCAGCCUCGAUACACGUCCAGUGACGAGAACCGGCACGGGACCCGCUGUGCUGGGGAAGUGGCAGCCAUCGCGAAUAACAGCUUCUGCGGCACAGGCGUCGCCUUCAAUGCCCGCAUCGGAGGCGUGCGCAUGCUGGAUGGCAUCAUCACCGAUGUCAUCGAGGCCCGGGCGCUGAGCCUGCACCCGCAGCACAUCCACAUCUACAGCGCCAGCUGGGGCCCCGAGGACGACGGCCGCACGGUGGACGGCCCGGGCAUCCUCACCCGCGAGGCCCUCCGGCGCGGUGUGACCAAAGGCCGCGGCGGGCUGGGCACGCUCUUCGUCUGGGCAUCUGGGAACGGUGGGCUCCACUACGACGACUGCAACUGCGACGGCUACACCAACAGCCCGCACACACUGUCGGUGGGCAGCACCACCCGGCAGGGCCGCGUGCCCUGGUACAGUGAGGCCUGCGCCUCCACGCUCACCACCACCUACAGCAGCGGCCUGGCCACCGACCCCCAGAUCGUCACCACAGACCUGCACCACCUGUGCACAGACAAGCACACGGGCACCUCGGCCUCAGCCCCGCUGGUGGCAGGCGUGAUCGCCCUAGCUCUGGAGGCCAACCCGUUCCUGACCUGGCGGGACAUGCAGCACCUGGUGGUCCGCGCAUCCAAGCCGGCACAGCUACAGGCCGAGGACUGGAGCACGAACGGCGUGGGGCGCCAAGUGAGCCACCACUACGGCUAUGGGCUGCUGGACGCCGGGCUGAUGGUGGACAUGGCCCGCACCUGGCUGCCCACAAGGCCGCAGAAGAAAUGCUCCAUCAGGGCCCUGCACAACCACAUCACCAUCCUGCCGCUGAUGAAGGUGGGGAAGAACGUGUCGGCCUGCGCGGGCUCCCGCAACUACAUCCGCUCACUGGAGCACGUGCAGGUGCAGCUGUCACUGGCCUACAGCCGCCGUGGGGACCUGGAGAUCUCGCUCACCAGCCCCCUGGGCACCCGCUCCACCCUCAUGGCCAUCAGACCUUUGGACGUCAGCAGCCAAGGCUACAACAACUGGAUCUUCAUGUCCACCCACUUCUGGGACGAGAACCCACAGGGCUUGUGGACCCUGGGCCUGGAAAACAAGGGCUAUUAUUUCAACACAGGGAUGCUGUACCGCUACACGCUGCUGCUCUAUGGGACGGCCGAGGACAUGAUGGCACGGCCCACGGGCCAACGCCACCGCCUCGCCUGCCUCCCGGACCAGCUCUGCCUCUUCUAUUGGUCGCCGUGGUACUUCUUCACCGACACGCAGCCGGCAGUGACCGCUGGGCCUGGGUGCUCAGCCACACGUGCCCGGAGGCUCUGCCUCUUCUAUUGGUCGCCGUGGUACUUCUUCACCGACACGCAGCCGGCAGUGACCGCUGGGCCUGGGUGCUCAGCCACACGUGCCCGGAGGGUGCGCAGUGGCUGCCACGUCUCCUGCUACACUUGCGGUAGCAGAUCCCCCUGGACUGCACUGCCUGACCCCAUCCUUCAUGCUGGAUGAACUGCAGGGCUCCUGCUCGGGCCCGCCACCCCCAGCAGCCACCCCAGCCCACUGCAGCAGCCUGUCCCCACCACCACAGCCCAGUCCAGGCCAUGGUGCUGGCCCCGCUGGACAUGGCCUUCAGGAGCCCCUUCCUUUGCGGUGUCUGCAAGCCACCUGCCCUAGGCCUGGGCCCCAAACGCCGGGGGCCACCCUGGUCACCACCCCAAGCCCAGCUACCAGAUGGAACCCAGAAUCAUCUGACUCAGAGAGCAUAUGCCACCUCGCCUGGGUCCUGAGUGGGCCCCACGUGGGCACUGCUGACCUGAGAAUAUGCCCCAGGAGGACCCACUGGCCACCCAUAGCCCUUAGGUUAGGGGGUGGGCCACGUGAAUCUCGCAUCUCCAGGUUAAAGAGAGAGAGAGGUCUCAUUAGACAUUUGGGGGUAGGGGUGGGGGACGGGAUGGGGUAGAGGUCAGACCAUGACCACGGUCCCUUCCCAGGUACAGAAUCUGAGGGAAGGUGGAGAGAGAAAAAAAAGGACACUGUCCAAACAGUCUCAGGCACCACAUCUGACCUCAGAGUUUGCAAAUAAAGGUUGAGUAGAGGGUGA
Molecule: messenger RNA, 2674 nt
Organism: Galeopterus variegatus (Sunda flying lemur)
Lineage: Eukaryota; Metazoa; Chordata; Mammalia; Dermoptera; Cynocephalidae
Gene: PCSK4
Product: proprotein convertase subtilisin/kexin type 4
Exons: 16
Coding region: 1-2082 (693 amino acids)
Biological process (GO): peptide hormone processing
Cellular component (GO): Golgi membrane; trans-Golgi network
Molecular function (GO): serine-type endopeptidase activity
Source: RefSeq, a predicted model, not a curated record